Molecule: messenger RNA, 1639 nt
Organism: Nylanderia fulva
Lineage: Eukaryota; Metazoa; Arthropoda; Insecta; Hymenoptera; Formicidae
Source: RefSeq, a predicted model, not a curated record
UCUGCAUUUGCGCUGCGCAUGCGCGAAGAUUCGCUCGACGUCCUGAUUGGCUGUCGCCCAGGGAAUUCCUGGGGUCCGAAGCUCGGCGACUUCAGUGCGCUCGCGCGGAGAUCCCAUUCACGAUGACCAGCUGCUAGCUGUCUGCUGUUAUCGCGUCUUGCCUAUCGACAAGGAUGUGUAGUUGCGAGCUUACGUGAGAUCGAUUCUUCCAGGACGACGUCGAAGGCGAGAGCGAGGGUGCCGCGAGGGCACGCGCGGAACAGCUGAUCGGGGAGACUCGGAUCCCUUACGUCGCCGUCUUUUCGUGAGUCUCGAGUCUUUGACAGGUCCGUCUUGUCGUCAUGGCGGGUUUCGUCCUCCGGGUGAAGACCAAAUCGGGUCAGAAGAUCGUCAACGGCCUCGCGCCCCAGGACAAAGUGUCCCAGCUGAAGGCGAAGCUGGCCGAGCUCACCGGGAUUCCUGUCGCCGCUCUCCACGUUCUCGUUGGAUUCCCGCCGAAACCCGUCGACCUGGACGCGCCCGACGUCACCAUCGAGCGCGUCGGCAUCAUCUCCGGGGACACCCUCAUCGUCGAGGAGAAACAGAUCGUGUUCAAUAGACCCAACGAUUAUGGCCGUUCACACAUUGUUGACCAGGAGAGCUUUGCCAAUGUUCCUGGUGUUCUUAUGAGGAAGGUUGUGCCUGCAGACAACUCUUGUCUUUUCACCAGUGUCGGUUAUGUUCUAAAUGGGAAAGUCGAUACCAGUUGCGCCAGUUUCAUGAGGGAGAUCAUAGCAAACGCGGUGGCUGCGGACUCGGAUGAAUAUUCGGAAGCGUUUCUGGGGAGACCCAAUGCCGAAUAUUGCAAGUGGAUCCUUAAAGCCGAUUCUUGGGGCGGCGCCAUCGAAUUAUCGAUUCUAUCCAAGUUUUACGGCUUGGAGAUAGCGGUGAUCGACAGCAUUAACGCAAUCAUCAAUAGAUUCGGCGAGGAUCAGCAUUAUGCUCAGCGGGUUUUCCUCAUAUUCGACGGCAUCCAUUACGAUCCGCUCUACCUGGAGCCUCUCGACGGUGGCAGCAUCCAAACGAUCUUUCCUACCGAAGAUGAGAGGAUAUUACGGGAAGCCGCCCAGCUCGCGAGAGAGGCGAGAUCAAGUCGUCAGUUCACGGACGUGCAAAAGUUUCGGCUGAUGUGCAUCGAUUGCAAGAUCACCUUGAACGGGCAAGCGGCUGCGCAGCAACACGCCAAGGACACCGGUCACACGAAUUUUGGCGAAGUGAUGGCGUAGCCUCGCAUCGACAGCCCACAACACUAUUUUAGGUCACUCUUCGGUGACUAUCCUUGACCCUAAACAGUAUACAACAAUAGUCUCUUCUUCGAUUCGGAGAUGCCCUCCGGAUGUGUUCUGGGUUCAUUCAUUUAUUCACAUUAUGCAUAUUUACGCUACUGCAACACCUUAUAUAAUAUAAGUACUUAUUACUACAGAUUCUUUCUACUGCAAAAAUCGAAUAUUUCGUGCGUAUCUGGAAAGGAUAGGAGGGAGGGAGAGAAAAGGAAAGAGAAGCAUGAGUGAUAUUUUUAUAAAUUAAAGUGAUAUGUAAAUUAUCCAAUUAUAUAUGCUAGGAAAUAAUUCGUUAAUUUCUAGUAAUUAUAUAUUUUUUA